Messenger RNA from Tarenaya hassleriana, 621 nucleotides. RefSeq lists its product as uncharacterized. Bases 1 to 621 code for a protein of 206 amino acids. Gene Ontology annotation, molecular function: nucleic acid binding. Lineage: Eukaryota; Viridiplantae; Streptophyta; Magnoliopsida; Brassicales; Cleomaceae. Gene Ontology annotation, biological process: DNA integration. The record is from RefSeq and is a predicted model, not a curated record. The transcript is spliced from 2 exons.
AUGGGACCAUUCCCAUCUUCCUAUUGGAAUCAGUACAUUCUAGUGACGGUGGACUAUGUCUCCAAGUGGGUAGAGGCGAUGGCAAGUCCCACUAAUGACUCGAACAUGGUGACAAAGAUGUUCAAGAGAGUGAUCUUUCCAAGGUUCGGGGUACCAAGGGUUAUGAUUAGCGAUGGGGGAUCUCACUUCAUCAACCGCACCAAAGAAACACUUUUGAAGAAAUAUGGUGUGAGGCAUAAAGUUGCUACCCCAUAUCAUCUCCAAACGAGCGGACAAGUUGAGAUCUCAAAUAGAGAGAUCAAGGCGAUACUUGAAAAGACGGUGUCAAGGUUAAGGAAAGAUUGGACUUGCCAACUUCCACUUGAGCUUGAGUACAAGGCUCUUUGGGCAAUUAAGAAAUUGAACUUUGAUUGGAAAUCGGCUGCGGAGAAGCGGAUGUUAGAGUUGCAUGAGCUUGAUGAGAUUCGGAUGGAUGCGUAUGAGAAUGCCCGAAUCUACAAGGAGAGGACGAAGAAGUGGCAUGAUCGCCAUGUGCUGCAAAGGGUGUUUAGAGAAGGCGACCAAGUGCUCCUCUUCAAUUCUAGAUUCAAGCUCUUCCCGGAAAAGCUAAGAUCGCGUUGA